UAUGAUCAGUCCUGGCAUGAGUUCGUGUGAACAUUCGCUAAACACGUUACGUUACGCAGACAGAGUGAAGGAAUUAGCUGUCACAGAUCCGACGGAAGUUAAAGUUUCUCCGACCGACGAAGAGCAGCUCGAUCUUAAAAUAGAAGAACAGAGUAACAAUAGUGUGCUCUCUGAUAGUGAUUUGGCACAAUUAAGAUCUCUCAAUGAAGGUGAAAUCUCGCAAGAUUUGUACACUUUCCACGAGGCCGUGUCGGCAUUGCAGUUGCUCGAAGAAGAGGUACUGGACACGCACAAAACGGUUGUCGAUAGCACCACCACAUUCUUAAAUGACGCGCAUUCCAUCUUCUCCGCGACACAUGAGGUCGAUUACGAUCAGGAAGAUUCUCGCGCACGUUCGAUCCACACUCUCAGACGGAGUCUCAGCUUCCACAUCACCGAGGCUGAUGCCAGUCCAACAACACUUUUAAAAACAAAAGCAGAGGCAAACAAUCGAGACUUGUUGGAAGCGAAAAUUUCAAAUCGAGGCGAUGGGAUGCCAAUAGUAAUAAAGUCACCCUGGAAGAAUGAGGCCGACUCGGAUUGUGAGAGCGAUUCGGGUUUCGACUGGUGCUCGAAUUCGGGCUGUUCUGUUGACUCGGAAAAUUUUCUUGUUGAAAAGAAGCCGAAAAGCAGAUCGAAAUAUAGCUGGACUGGCACUUUCAGGAAAAAAAAGAGAACGAGUAGUGUCACUGGUUCUAGUAAGAGAAAUAGUCUCGCGAAUGAAACUGCCUUUUUCGUACCAUUCUCGUCUGCUGCUCCAGCUGCUACCAACGCCAUCCUGUCGGAUUCAAAUUGUCGAAAUGAGGAACUGGGAAUUCAGAAUGCUCAUGAAGAGAGCAACAAAGUUCUGGGACCAACAAAAGCGGAUUUGGAAGAGAGAAAGAAUCGCAGGAAAAUGAAAAAUUCCGGUUCAACUGAUUGCAGAGGAGGUGGUUUUCUUCUCGCCGCCUCGUCGCCCUCAACUUGUGGAUCGAACUUGACGCUGAGAUUUGAGAGCAUUUCUCCGCCCGAGAGAUUCGCUGCCGUCGCGGAAAAUCUGGGAAAUACGAGAGAAAUUAUAGAGAAAAACGAUUUCACUGAAGAAGAUCAAGGAGACGACAAAGAAGAGAAGGCCAAAAAUUUGCAAGGACAAAAUAAGAGAGAGAGAAGUCGAGUUUCUGAUUUUGCGAUCGCCGUCGUCAAAAAUGUGAUUAUCUUCUCAGUUCUGCCGGCAUUUUACGUCUUGCUCUUUGUUUAUGCUCACAAGUCACCGGACAAAACGAUUUAAGGCUUUAGAGUUUAGAUUUAGGAUCGAGAAAGUUUUAUACGAAUUUUAAUGGCUGUUGCGGACACAUCGUUUAUUUUGUUUCUUCCGUUUUUUAAUCAACCAAACGAGAACUUGCUGAGAAAUCUGGAGAUUUCUCAGAUUUAUUUGAAAUUUUUAGAAUUGGGGCUCACUUUGAAUUUGAAAAUAAUUGUAUUUUCCCGUUUUUUUCAUAUAGAGAGUAUACGUUUAUUCUUUCGUGUUGUCCCAUAUAAAUUUUUGUACAUUGCAUUUUGCGCAGAAGAUCAAUUAUCGAGAAAAAAGGCAUCUGGAAUGCCGCUAAAAAAAUUUCUGAACUCAAAUUAUUAUAUAGAUAUUUUUAUAUGAAAAAAAAUUUUUAGCAUGUGAUUAUAGAAUAAGAGGGAGACUGAUCUCGUAUAAUAUAACAAUUUUUAUUAUAAUGUUAUUGCUGGAAUAAUACAUUCCGUUGAAAUUUGUAAGUCUGA
Belonocnema kinseyi is the source of this 1788-nucleotide messenger RNA. RefSeq lists its product as uncharacterized. The transcript has 4 exons. The record is from RefSeq and is a predicted model, not a curated record. NCBI's taxonomy places the organism in Eukaryota, Metazoa, Arthropoda, Insecta, Hymenoptera, Cynipidae. Gene Ontology annotation, biological process: microtubule-based movement. Gene Ontology annotation, molecular function: ATP binding; microtubule binding; microtubule motor activity. The coding region runs from base 2 to 1306 and encodes 434 amino acids.